Dissoconium aciculare CBS 342.82 is the source of this 809-nucleotide messenger RNA. RefSeq lists its product as uncharacterized. The record is from RefSeq and is a predicted model, not a curated record. NCBI's taxonomy places the organism in Eukaryota, Fungi, Ascomycota, Dothideomycetes, Mycosphaerellales, Dissoconiaceae. Bases 100 to 588 code for a protein of 162 amino acids. The transcript has a single exon.
CGUGUGAAUGGGCUCGCGAGGAAUUGCCCCUCUGCUCCACUGGUAUCGCUCUGCGAAGAAAGACGGCUCUUCAACAAAACGACAUAGUGUUCACUCACCAUGACUCAUCAUGAUCUUGGCGUGAUGGUGAAAACAUGGAACUUUACACUCGAGGUGAAUCGUGAUGUCGAUCAGCACAGGGAAUUCGAGCAUCCGAUGAGCUGUUUGGCGCUCGUAGACUGUGGAAAGUCUUCCGUAUUUCCGGAAACAAUCCGCGCGCUCCACCCACGUUUCAAGCCCCGGAUGUCAGCGAUAACCAUCAAUGCGACAAGCACUGGCUCGAUACAGACUAAGGGGAAUCCAUUCCUUCGUCAGACCGUCGGCAAACAGUCUACCACUACUACUCUUCCUUCGCUUCGAAACCGUGCAUCUCAACCACUGAUUGCGCUGACGAUGGUCGAGCUUAUACAGCUGCUAAUGCAAGACUCGAGGGCGACAACAGUCAGCACUACUGUAACAUUAAAAUGCUGGCGACGUCUUAUCCCUGCAGGAUCAUGUCGACACGCUCGCUGCGCACAUCACCGCGUGCGCUUUCCACAGCCCAUAUAGUCCGAGGCCUUGACGGUGGUUGCCAAAGUCUGGACCGCGGCGGUUUCAUGUCCUACUUCGCUUAACAUCCAAUAUGCCUGAUCCUGUGUCGUGCGCUGCCUCCGAGGCUGGCGAUGCCGUCGAGAACUUCAUCUGUCCCACCUGCUCAAAGUCUUAUCAACGCCGUGAGUCUCCCGUGUGAAGUGGCCGGACCGCCUUGUUCGUCGAGAGACGCACGCUGA